This is a messenger RNA of Phyllotreta striolata, 705 nucleotides long. The record is from the annotation of a GenBank genome assembly. Lineage: Eukaryota; Metazoa; Arthropoda; Insecta; Coleoptera; Chrysomelidae.
AUGGAGCCAAACAAAACGCUAAAUUCGAGCUCUACCCAAUCCGCUACGGAUAAUUUACUAUCAAGAAUCGAAAGUGAUUCGGAAACGCUAUCAUCAUCGAGUAAUCAGCAAAAACCAACGGAUAGUUUGCAGGUAACAGGAGGAUCUUUGGGCGAAUCGGACAGGCGUUUGAUUCGUUUCGCGAAGCGUUUCGAACGCGAGUUGGCUGUUGUACCUAAUGGGGACAAUCCGUACGUGAGCUUCUUUAAACGGAAACCGCACAAAGCGGCGAUAUGGAAGGACCUGCCGAUGAUCGAUUGGGACGAAAUGAACGUGAACGAAAUGGCGGAAACCGUAACUCAUUGCAUAGCCGCAGAUUUCAUGGAUUGGUUCAAAUCCACCUACGGAGAUGGUGAAUCAGAUUUAAGCAUCCAAAGGAUCAAAGACAUGUUCCAAGUGGGGCCCAAUAAGUUGUCUACGAGCAGAGUUUAUAUAGAAAUGAGUAGACCGUUGGUACACCAAGCUAUUCCUUCACAAACGAAUCUUGCAGAAGAUAUAAAUUCCAAUCAAUCGGAACUGGAAACAAUGGCUAACGUGUGGAAUGGCAUAACUCACUUAAAAUCAACCAAAACCUUCUGCGAACGUUUACCAAAGUCCUAUCCGACGGUGAAGCCGCCAAAAUGCUUGGUCGAUGCUGGGUUAAUAGAUAUUAAAAUGUACAAAUAA